AUUCACCGCGAAACCGGGUGACAGCCUGCCACCUUAGUCACUCUCGACUGCGAAUGAUAUAUUUUCUCUAUAUAUGUUAACGCUCCCAGCGAUCAUUCUAGGUCUCACUCAACACUCCUUCUCCGACACUCUCUUCGGUCUCAGAGGUGCGUUUUUUGCGAGCUUUCGAACAUGGCCGAGGCUGCACCCGUGAAUGCCGAGCUCCUGGAGUGGCCGAAGCAGGACAAGCGCCGCAUGCUCCACGCCGUUUACCGGGUCGGCGAUCUCGAGCGCACGAUCAAGUUCUAUACGGAAUGUUUUGGCAUGAAGUUGCUGAGGAAAAGGGACAUUCCUGAGGAGAAAUACUCCAAUGCCUUCCUCGGAUUCGGCCCCGAAGAAUCUCACUUUGUAGUGGAGUUGACAUACAAUUAUGGAGUGCAUUCUUAUGAUAUUGGAAGUGGCUUUGGACAUUUUGCCAUUGCGACUCAAGAUGUGUACAAGAUGGUUGAAGAUGUCAAGGCCAAGGGUGGCACAGUCACAAGGGAGGCUGGUCCAGUGAAAGGUGGAACGACUGUCAUUGCUUUCGUGAAGGACCCGGAUGGUUAUCUCUUUGAGCUAAUUCAAAGAGGUCCAACUCCACAACCACUUUGCCAAGUGAUGCUUCGAGUUGGUGAUUUGGAGCGCUCAAUUAAGUUUUACGAGAAGGCAUUGGGCAUGAAAAUGUUGAGGACAAUAGAUAAUCCCCAGUACAAGUACACCUUGGCCAUGAUGGGUUAUGCUGAUGAGUAUGAGACAACUGUGGUGGAGCUCACCUAUAAUUAUGGGGUUACUGAGUAUACCAAGGGCAAUGCAUACGCACAAAUUGCCAUCAGCACUGAUGAUGUCUACAAGAGUGGUGAGGUAGUUAAGCUGGUUACUGAAGAGCUUGGUGGGAAAAUAACUAGACAGCCAGGACCAGUUCCUGGGAUCAACACCAAAAUUGUCUCUUUCCUUGAUCCGGAUGGUUGGAAAACUGUCCUGGUUGACAAUGAAGACUUCCUGAAGGAACUGCAGUAGAAAGCUUGUGAUGGUGUGAGUUGCCCGAUGUGAUGGGCAGAUGCAUAAGCUUUUCUAUCUGCUAUAAAUAAACUUAGUUUGUAUUGGCCAUCAAUUACCAACUACCAGUGCGUGCUUUAUGCUUGUGUUUGGCCA
Syzygium oleosum is the source of this 1170-nucleotide messenger RNA. RefSeq names its product lactoylglutathione lyase GLX1. The record is from RefSeq and is a predicted model, not a curated record. Gene Ontology annotation, cellular component: cytoplasm. Gene Ontology annotation, molecular function: lactoylglutathione lyase activity; metal ion binding. The transcript has 9 exons. Lineage: Eukaryota; Viridiplantae; Streptophyta; Magnoliopsida; Myrtales; Myrtaceae. The coding region runs from base 172 to 1035 and encodes 287 amino acids.